AUGGAGGCAAGUUCCCUCGAAAUGCCGUUGGAGGAAAGAAAUGAGUACAUAUCUCCCUUCAAAACACUUUUCGGAGCGAUAUUCCAGAAGGAGGUUUGCGGAGAAGGGCGAGCGUUUGAAGGCGAUUUUGCCGGAUAUGGUUCAACCUGGACUGGUGGGGUGGACAAUAUGAGCCAGGAGCUUGGAAUGGAAAAUGUCUUAUGUCACGGUGAUUUAUGGUCCAUGAAUGUUUUGUGGAGGCAAAAUGGAUCUAAUCUUAGCAUGGCUGCUGUUGUGGACUACCAGCACAUUUCGGCUGACCUGCAGGCCAACCGAAUCUUGUGCGGUACUUUCGUGCAUGUCUCAGCGGCAAGGAUCGCCGAAGAACAUUGGGAACAGCUCGCUGAGGAUUCUAUUGGUUUUAUCUCAAAUCAAGAAGUAGGUGACAGGAAAAUGCCAUACACUCUUGAUCAACUCAAAGAAGCUUAUCGCCAAUACUUUCCGAUCGGCGCGUUUAUGAUAGUGCCUAUGACAGGAUCAUUUUUCGAGCUGGUGUGUAAGACCACCGAUGAGGAUCCUCAAAAAGAAGGGUUGCGAAAUUGUUCAUGGAGAAAACUGAGUGUCUGCUUGAUGACAUUUUCCGUUAUCACGACCGGAACAUGA
Cooperia oncophora is the source of this 642-nucleotide messenger RNA. NCBI's taxonomy places the organism in Eukaryota, Metazoa, Nematoda, Chromadorea, Rhabditida, Trichostrongylidae. The record is from the annotation of a GenBank genome assembly.